UCCUUUCCUUUCCUUUCCUUUCCUUUCCUUUCCUUUCCUUUCCUCCCCCCGCCUUUAAUUAAUCUCUUCCUUUCUCUCUUCCCUUUCUUCCUUCCCCUUUAUGCAAAACUCACCGUACGUGUCAGGGACUAACUUACACUAACUUCUAUGCCAAGUGUAUGAUUUCCUAAUCAAGUCUUCUGGUUGCCUGCGGACCCUACUGACUGGCUCCCUUCCGACAAACUGCAUUUGUGGAAUUACAACCCUUUCCCCUAAAGGCCGCCCCGCCAGGCUGCCGCUUCCGCCCUCGCCCCAGUCCUGACGUCACCGCUGGUGGCGGGAGCAGGCCCCGCCCCAGUCCUGACGUCACCGCCGGUGGCGGGCGCAGGCCCCGCCCCAGUCCUGACGUCACCGCCGGUGGCGGGCGCAGGCCCCGCCCCGCUGCCGCCGCGUCCGGGAGCCCCACGCGGUGCUCGGCCAACUGCCCGAGAUGGAAAUGUCAGAAGAUGAUAAUAACAUGGAAGAAUACCCCACUGAAAUUCAUGAUUAUCUUACAGCAUUUGAAAAGUCUCUUGGUUCUGUAGAUGAGAUGCUGAAGACAAUGAUGUCAGUUUCUAGGAGUGAGCUUUUGCAAAAGUUAGAUCCUCUUGAGCAAGCAAAGCUGGAUUUGGUUUCAGUGUACACGUUAAAUUCUAUGUUCUGGGUAUACUUGGCUACCCAGGGAAUCAAUCCAAAGGAACAUCCAGUGAAACAAGAACUGGAGAGAAUAAGAACAUAUAUGAACAAGGUCAAAGAAAUAACAGACAAGAAAAAGGCAUCCAAACUCGAUAAAGGAGCUGCUUCUAGAUUUGUAAAAAAUGCACUCUGGGAACCAAAUGCAGCAAAUGAACAUACUUCCAAAACUCCUGCUAAAGGAAAAAAGCUACAGAGGGACUGAAUCUUUUUUUCCCCUCAUAGGAAUUGCAGACACCUAGAACUUACCUGGAAAUGUUUUGUAUACUGCAUACAUCUCAUAGAAGUGCUGUAUAACAGGUUAAUUUAUACUCAUGAACUUUACAGGAUUGUAUUUUGUCCAGAACACUUGUCACUGAGGUGGUCACAUUUAAUGUUUAUCUAAAAGUGCCAUUUGAUGCACAUUUGACACUUCAUUUCUCAAUGAUAAUGACCUGACAUAUACUUGCUGGUAACUAGUGAUGUUUUGUUUAUAAUGCCUAUGAUUUCAAUUUUUUUAAUGAUUUAUUGACACUUUUUUAUGUCGUCAACCUCCUCAAUAUUAAAAAGUUUCAAACACUGCUCUCCGGUUUGUGGAUUUUAUGAAAGAGCAUUGUGUGAAAUGCCAUAUUUGUAAAGUUUUGUAUGGUUUAUUCACUGUAUUAAACUCUUCAGCCUUUCAGCUUGAA
This is a messenger RNA of Oenanthe melanoleuca, 1379 nucleotides long. RefSeq names its product C1D nuclear receptor corepressor (gene C1D). The record is from RefSeq and is a predicted model, not a curated record. NCBI's taxonomy places the organism in Eukaryota, Metazoa, Chordata, Aves, Passeriformes, Muscicapidae. Bases 470 to 916 code for a protein of 148 amino acids. Gene Ontology annotation, molecular function: RNA binding; DNA binding. The transcript has 5 exons. Gene Ontology annotation, biological process: regulation of gene expression; maturation of 5.8S rRNA. Gene Ontology annotation, cellular component: exosome (RNase complex); nucleolus.